This is a messenger RNA of Lachancea fermentati, 780 nucleotides long. The record is from the annotation of a GenBank genome assembly. Lineage: Eukaryota; Fungi; Ascomycota; Saccharomycetes; Saccharomycetales; Saccharomycetaceae.
AUGCUUUUAAAAUCGGGUUUACAGUUUUUACUUUGCUAUUUGCAAGUGGCUCUGGCAGCUACAAGCUAUCUUCACAUAAACUCGAAGGAUUACGAGAGGGCGUUGAAUGAUGGGGAAGUGCAAUCCAUUGCUGAGCUAGAGAGAAUUAGCUCGGCUGAAGAUCCCCUAGUUGUUAUCCAAUUUAACAAUUUCAAUCUAUUGGAAGGAGUAAAGGAAUGUGGUGUUGGAUGUCGGUUUCUAGCGGAUAUUUUCGGUGAAUACACCAACGUGUUGGAGGACGACACGUUCGAAGUCAGCGAUGACGCUAAUGUCAUUCAAAUUGAAGAAUUACCAAAGACAUUAUCCGAAAAACUUUACAACGUAAUUCAAACUGGCGAGACUGCUAUUGUUUUGCAAUUUACCGGUUCUGACUAUGUGAUGACUGAUCUUGACGAAUAUUUGGAUUCGGCUUUCUUCUUCCUCCGUGAUUCCCUGCCAAAUUUGAAAAACUUGGCUAUCGAAAUCCCCUCCACAGAAGUCUUGAAGGCGUCGGUGAGAGCACAUGUCGAAGACGAAAGUGCAUUUGAGCCCACUGUUCAAUUAUCAAAAAAACCUGAAUCAGGAGGGUCUUCUGAUGAUGGCAAACUAAGUUCUUUGUGGACUGAAGGUCUUCUAAGUUGUCUACUCGUUUCUUUGCUUUUGGUUUGGAUUCUCGUUGUGGCUAUUUCCUGGGUUACGAGCUUAGAAAUCAGCUACGGUGCGUUGGAGAAACCGGCUAAUCCAUUGAAGAAGAAUAACUGA